AUGGCAACCCUGCGCGCCAAGAGGCGCAUCUUUCGAGAUGACCCAAGGAGCGGGUCCUCUCGCGUCAGAUGGGAGGUGCAGCGUGGUGGCGCUGGCCUGGAAGCUGAUGCACUUUGGAGGCUGCGCCUGGCGGUCAAAGACCUGCCUCCAGAGCACGCAGCAGGCCUGGCUGCCAUAGGAGUGAAGGGUGCGGCGAAAGCUCUGAAGAAGGACCAGGCUUUGCUGGUGUUCCUCUGCGUGGAAGGGGUACCCACGGUGCUCAUUCAGCAUCUCCCAGUGAUGUGCGCCUUCAAGAAAGUCCCAGUGGCGGUCAUCGCCACGAACCCCGAGACCCUUGGCACUGCGGCGGCACCCUUCAGGCCACGGCAGAAUGGGCUUCGCACGGCGGCUGUGACCUUGCUGAAGAGCUGCCGCCGCGAGAAGCGUUUGGCCGAACUCGUGGAGCGCUUGCAGGCCUCCCUCCCUCCAGUGAAGCUACCAUUCUUGCGCUCAGCCAGUGAUGCGCCGCGCUUGCGUGCCCAGAUGCAGGCAGAGGCGGUAGAGAACACAGAGAACCUCAAGAAGGAGGAGGAGGCUCAGGCUGAAGACUUCAUCCAGUUCGAGUCGCCUUUCGCCGGCUCCGGCUGGAAAGGCUUCCAAAGCGCCAAAGGAAAGGGACGUGAAAAGACUGUCCCUUGGGCCGGACCGCCAAAGCGACGGCGAGAGAGAGGUGCGCCACAGAAGCGUGAGGAGCGCCCUCUUCAGGGCCCUUCACAGCUCGCCAAGAACCGACAUGGCAUCAAGCGACUUGAGGACGAACACCCUCCAGUGCGGAACGAACGGCUGGAGCCGGGGCUGCCUCGGGCGGAAGCAGAUCCCCCAGAGCCGAUCCCCGAGCUCCAAGUGCAGGACCAGCAGCCCUCUACUGCCUCUGCGCAGGCUCCACGGUUUGCGGCGGAAGGGAUGACCAUUUUUGACUUCUUCGACGGCAUGGAGGGACCAUGA
This is a messenger RNA of Durusdinium trenchii, 984 nucleotides long. The record is from the annotation of a GenBank genome assembly. Lineage: Eukaryota; Dinophyceae; Suessiales; Symbiodiniaceae.